UUACUGAUCCAUGUACUUGUUUUUUUGUACACGGUAGGAUUGACCUGGAUGCUGUGUUUAGAUUGUCAGUCCAGAUUUCACAAUUCUUAGCAAAGAUGGAUGAUGGUAGCUCUGUUGAUGUGCCUUGAAAAUGCUAUGAAUGGAUUGUAGACUACCGCUGCUACACCAUGUUAUCUUUAGAAAAAGACUUGGCCGAAAGAGUGACUUGGGGAAGCUCCCAACACCCUGUGAUAUCUAAAUUUGAUAUGUGUACCGGUGGGGAAAGAAAUUUGGGUGAUGAUGGAGCUUUAUCACUAGCAUUCUUUGAAAGAAUUGCAGAAAAAAAGUUGAUGCUUUUUGUUGAUGUCGAGGACAAGUCUGGACAAAUACUUUGUAAGUCUACUGUUACAGAGGGAGCCAUGAGUAAUGUAGUGUCUGACAAUGUUGGGACACAAGUAGAUUCAACGGAUCCUCUAGAUGUUGCAAAUGUGAUAGACUGGGACAGCUUAGAGAUAGAGCCAAUUCCAGAAGAACAGAUAGAUGCUCCUAUCAGAUUGAUGGACGAAGAUGCUAUGUAUGAAUUUGUUGGGCUGAGAGCAGAGGAUGAGAGAGCAGAGCAAGCAAGGAUUGCAGCUGAAAAGGAAGCUGCAAAUGGGUCUGCUCUUUUGAAUAUGGAACUAGAAGGACCAGAAUUACUUGUUGAUGAUAUAAUUCCUGGAGAGGAGUCAGUUGUUUAUGACAUGGAAGAUCCUCCAAUGAAAGUAGGAACCAUCUAUGCUUGUAUGAAUGAAUUCAGGGCAGUAGUGAGGCAACAUGCUAUUGUGGGACAAUUUGAGCUGGGAACAGAGAAAUCUUGUAAUGACAAGUUUAGGGGCUAUUGCAAAGCUGCAGGAUGUCCAUGGGCUAUUGUGGCUAGGUUGAUGCAUGAUGAGAAGCAAGUCAGGAUUACUUUAAAUAAAGGAGAUCAUUUUUGUGCAUCUACUGCAAGAGUUAGGACUAAGAUGGCUUCAUACCAUUGGGUAGCAGAGAAGGCCGUUCCCUUUCUAAGAAAGGAUGCUAACAUGGGUGCAAAAAAACUGCAAAAAGAGUUGGAGGAAAAAUAUAAUGUCACGAUAGGAUAUGGAACAAUGUGGUUUGGUAGGCAAAUUGCAGCAGAAAAGAUUUUUGGCAUCUGGGAGGAAAGUUUUGCUUUAUUGUUCAACUUCAAGGCAGAGGUAGAGCUGAAAAUGCCUGGGAGUGUGGUAGAGAUAUAUGUCAUAAAUAAAGAUGAUGGUGUGUACUUCCAUAGAUUCUUUUGUUGCUUCAAACCAAAAAUUGAUGAGGAGGAUCUCGGCGACGACGUCGCCGAUGAGCUCCGGCGGCUGCCGCUGCGGCGCCGCGGCAGGCUCGACGAGGGUUUGGGUGGGGAUUGGGGGGCAGUGCGCUGUUUCAGCCCAUCAUAA
Panicum virgatum (switchgrass) is the source of this 1421-nucleotide messenger RNA. RefSeq lists its product as uncharacterized. The record is from RefSeq and is a predicted model, not a curated record. The transcript has 4 exons. Bases 168 to 1421 code for a protein of 417 amino acids. NCBI's taxonomy places the organism in Eukaryota, Viridiplantae, Streptophyta, Magnoliopsida, Poales, Poaceae.